GUCACCCCUCGCGGGGCGCAGCUCGGAAGCAGCCGGCGGGGCUGCCCCCUCCCUGCGCUGUCCCCCCACCCCCGCCGGGGCAGAGCUCUGGCUUGUGAGUGCUGGGGAUGCCCCCCUCCCCGCGAGCCUACACGGGUGGGGGGCAUGCGACGCCCACCUGCAGUGUAGAUAGUGCCUCAGGCUCUAUGGCUACACGGCAGGUAGGGUUCUUGGAACUGAAGUCAGCAGACCGUGUCAGGGAACCCUGGCUUAGAGCGUCUACAUUGCAUUUUAACCCUAGGUUAAAACACUUUCUGACUCAGGCUUGAGCCUAGGGCUCUGGCAACCACCCUGCAGCGCACAGUCCCAAGUCAAAGUCACCUUAUCCCCCGAGUGCCUGGCACUCCUCCCCCGCCUAUGUCGACGCUCUAGCCCUAGGACCACGUUGUACUGUGGGAAAACUCUACUGCCCACCAUGCUUGUUUUAGGAAACUUGAACUGCCCCCCUUCUCCCGCCCCCCCCUCCCCCACAAGCUGCCUAGCAGUCAUUUUGGUCUGUGAACUAGCCAUCGGAGCCAGCAACAUGGAGGAGGCACCUUUGGAUGAACUCCUCCUACUUGCACUUUCACUUCUGUGUCAGGAAACUGGCAGAGCUUCUGUGAGGCGCUGGUGGACAUUUCAGCGGCGUUUUCUGUGCCACCGAAGGUACCUGACUAAUUUCCUGAUGGAUCUACAGGAAGAGGAGGAGGAAGAGGAGGCAGAAGAGGAAGAGUACCCUGGCAUCAUGGACGCUGAGUGGCAGAUGUUGCUCAGUAUAAUUGGCAUAACCGCUGAUGUCCCCUGUUUAGACAGCCGCUUUUGGUGCAGGGUCACAAGCACAGACUGGUGGGACCAUAUUGUCAUGCAGACUUGGGAUGACCAGCGCUGGGUCCAGUAUUUUCACAUGAAGAAAGCCACAUUUCUGGAGCUUUGUGAGCAGCUUACCCCCAUCCUCCAGCAUAAAGAGACACACAUGAGGUCACCCUUGCCAGUCCAGAAGCGGGUUGCUAUAACUGUGUGGAAGCUGGCUACUCCAGACUGCUACAGGUCUGUUGCCAACCAGUUUGGGAUUGGAAAGUCAACUGUGGGUAAAGUGGUGGCAGAGGUAACUGAGGCAAUCCGGCGUGUGGUUUACCCCGAGGUGGCGGGCAUUAAAGAUAUUCCUAAGGUAAUUGCUGGAUUUGAGCGAAUGGGGUUUCCUAACUGCGCCGGGGCCAUUGAUGGGAGUCAUGUGCCCAUAGCUUGCCCUCCACAAGGAGCACAUGAGUACUUAAAUCGCAAAGGGUACUACUCCAUUGUUAUGCAGGCACUAGUGGAUCACAGAGGCAGAUUUAUGAAUGUCAAUGUAGGCUGUACAGGAAAAGUUCACAAUGCCAGAGUUUUUCACCACUCUGGAGUCUAUAUCCAUGGACAGGCUAGGACACUAUUCCCACCCAAUGACAUUGACAUAAAUGGUGUUGCAGUCCCCAGUGUUAUUCUGGGUAGCCCUGCAUAUCCUCUUUUGCCUUGGCUAAUGAAACCAUACCCUGAUAUCAAAGACCCUGGCAAAAAAAGGUUAAUUACACUCUAAGCAGUGUAGAAUGCUUGUUGAAUGCGCUUUUGGCAGAUUAAAUCACGUUGGAGGUGUUUACAAACCCCUUUGAUGUCAGUGUCAUCAAUGCUGUCCGCAUUACUGUGGCUUGCUGUGCUCUUCACAACCUUUGUGAAGCCAGAGGUGAGCCAUUUUCCCCUGAAUGGACCUCUGACAGCAGGAGAACACAGGAUCGAUACCCUCAGCCAGAAAGUGCAGCUAUCACAGCAGAAGCUGAUUGCACCCGGGCAGCAAACGUAAGGGAUGCUUUGUGUGCUCACAUUAUGGACUUAUAUGGCCCAAUGGAAGAGAGGAAAUAGCACCUGCACAAAUGUGCUGGGUGGGAAAACUGGCUCAUUUUUGAGGGGGAUAGUCUUGAUAGUCAUGCUUGAUCAACAUGAUGAAAAAUAAAUAUGUUGGGGGGGUAGCAAA
Molecule: messenger RNA, 2020 nt
Organism: Dermochelys coriacea (leatherback sea turtle)
Lineage: Eukaryota; Metazoa; Chordata; Testudines; Dermochelyidae
Product: protein ANTAGONIST OF LIKE HETEROCHROMATIN PROTEIN 1-like
Exons: 2
Coding region: 455-1588 (377 amino acids)
Source: RefSeq, a predicted model, not a curated record